This is a messenger RNA of Hibiscus syriacus, 1789 nucleotides long. Its product is annotated as GTPase-activating protein gyp7-like. Gene Ontology annotation, molecular function: GTPase activator activity. The transcript has 5 exons. Lineage: Eukaryota; Viridiplantae; Streptophyta; Magnoliopsida; Malvales; Malvaceae. Bases 143 to 1780 code for a protein of 545 amino acids. Gene Ontology annotation, biological process: activation of GTPase activity. The record is from RefSeq and is a predicted model, not a curated record.
GCCGCCCUCUGCUACCGCCGUUGUCUUCGCUGCCGUUUUAUAUGCCUAGCGAAAAGAAAAGAAAAACUGGUUGAUCAACGCUGAAGGGUAAAAAUCUCCAAAAGCACCAGUGACGAUACGGUAAAAAUUCGAGUUCUAAUAGAUGAGACCUCUUAGACGAAGCCAGCUGACUUCCUCUUCUUCUCCGAACUCGACCUCAUCGUCUUCGUCUUCUUCGUCGUCGUGGAUUCAUUUGCGUUCGGUUCUUUUUGUCGUUACUUCUUCUUCGCCGGCUUCCUGUUCUUCCUCUGAUCGUGUUCGACUCAAAUCACCCUGGUCUCGCCGCCGAAAGAAACGUGCCCUUUCACCACAGCAGUGGAGAGAUUUCUUUACACCAGACGGUAGACUACGCGAUGGUGGAGUGAAGUUCUUGAAGAAAGUUCGCAGUAGAGGUGUUGACCGAAGUAUUAGGGCUGAGGUCUGGCCCUUCAUCCUUGGAGUCUAUGAUUUAAACAGUUCCAAAGAAGAAAGAAAUGCCAUUAGAACUCAGAAAAGGAAAGAAUAUGAAAAACUACGGAGAGAUUGUCGGCGGCUCUUAAAACACAGCAGUGGAAGUUCUAAGUUAACUGAAAUAGGCGGAACUUGUCAAAAUGGAGACAGUGGAAGUCUUAUCCGGGAGACAAAUGCAUCUAGCUCCGAAGAUGUGGUUAGUGCUAGAGAAUCUCUGUCUAGUGAGGAAAGGAGUCCAGAUGCUGAAUACUCAGAUGAAGCAUCCAGUACACUGUUGCAAGGAGAUGACAGUUCAAGAAGAAUAACAAAUGCUGAUGUGUCAGCACUAAACAGUGAGUCAUCAGACUCUGACUCCUCAGAAGACCCCGAAGUGAUUCAGGGUUCCCCCUCUUUGUACAGCAGGGAGGGUAAUGAUCCUAACAUGUCUUCUAAAAGGAAUGUUUCUUCCUCAAGCACUGAAGGGUUAUCUGAACUACGUGCUGCUGAAGAUUUUUCCACCUGGAAACGCAUCAUUCGUGUGGAUGCCGUUCGUGCCAAUGCUGAAUGGAUGCCAUACUAUGCUUGUCAAGUUGCCAUAUCAGAAGGGAGGGCACGUCGUUCAGCUGAGGCUGUUGGGUUAAAGGAUUAUGAUCACCUGGAGCCCUACAGAAUUUUCCAUGCUGCGCGUUUGGUUGCUAUCCUUGAAGCUUAUGCGGUUUAUGACCCUGAAAUUGGCUACUGCCAGGGAAUGAGUGAUCUCCUUUCUCCAAUAAUUUCUGUCAUCCCCGAGGAUUAUGAGGCAUUCUGGUGUUUUGUAGGCUUCAUGAAGAAAGCUCGACAUAAUUUUAGGCUGGAUGAGGUGGGAAUCAGAAGGCAACUUAAUAUUGUUUCCAAGAUAAUCAAAUGCAAGAACUCUCACCUCUACAGGCAUUUGGAGAAGCUCCAGGCUGAGGAUUGCUUUUUUGUUUAUAGGAUGGUGGUGGUACUAUUUAGAAGGGAAUUGACAUUUGAACAGACAAUUUGCCUUUGGGAGGUCAUGUGGGCAGAUCAGGCAGCCAUUAGAGCUGGGAUAGGGAAGUCGGCCUGGAGCAAAAUAAGACAGAGGGCACCCCCUACAGAUGAUUUAUUGCUUUAUGCGAUUGCAGCAUUAGUGUUGCAGAGGAGGAAAUUGAUCAUAGAGAAGUACAGCAGCAUGGACGAGAUUUUAAGGGAGUGCAAUAGUAUGUCGGGACAACUGGACGUAUGGAAACUCCUAAGUGAUGCUCAUGACUUGGUUGUGAAUCUUCAUGACAAGAUAGAGUCAUCCUUUUGAUCAUCGCCA